AUGGAGACAACUUUGAGCGGCUUGCCGGGAGUUUGUGUUUACCUGGACGAUAUCAUCGUGACUGGAGCAACCGCAAAAGAGCACAAGGACCGCCUAGCGUCAAUUCUCCAGCGGCUGGCUGAGGCAAACCUACGAUUGUGCAAAUCCAAGUGUCAGUUUCGUGUGGCAGAGGUUAAAUUCCUGGGUUACAAGAUUGAUGCAGCAGGGAUUCACACAUCUGAGGAAAAAGUGGACGCUAUCGUGAAGGCACCAGCGCCCACAAGUAAGCAGACACUGCAGUCAUUUUUAGGCAUGUUGGCCUUCUAUGAUCGAUUUCUAGAGCAUCGUGCUACAGUUGCAGCAACCCUGUAUGAACUUCUGGCAAAGGACAAGACUUGGAAGUGGGAGCAACGGCAUCAAAAGGCGUUUGAUGAGCUGAAACGGUGCUUGUUGUCGAGGACUGUUUUGUCACACUAUGACGAAAGCAAGCCCCUCUUGAUUUCAUGUGAUGCCUCACCUUGUGGUGUAGGUGCAGUGCUUGCUGAGCUGGACAGCCAAGGCAGAGAGGCACCGAUUGCGUUUGCAUCCCGAACAUUGGGUGCUGCUGAACGUAACUAUGCACAACUUGACCGUGAAGGUCUUGCUGUAGUCUUUGCAGCCACACACUUCCACAAGUACAUUGUGUGUCGAGAAGUCACGUUCGUGACUGACCACCAGCCGUUACUGGGGAUUCUCGGACCACGGAAGCCGUAUCGUGCCGGUAGUCGUCAUCAGAAUGCAGAUGCGCUGAGUAGACUGCCUCUGCCAGACCGCAUUGAAGAGCCUAACCCACCUGGAGACGUGCUCAUGUUCGAGGCGUUACCACGACCGCCGUUGACAGCUGAGGUUGUGGCCACACUAACGCAAGAGUAUCCAAUCCUAGCAGCGGUAUUUUCAGCAGUACAGAAUGGCACCGUGCAGCGUCUGCAGGGAGACAGUUUCACCCCAUACCGCAGAAGAGCCACCGAACUGGCUAUCCAUCGAGGAUGCAUCAGCUGGGGCUCAAGAAUUGUCAUACCAGCAGGAGCACGAGAACAGGCCAUUUCAUUGGUUCACGCAGGCCAUCGUGGAAUUGUAGCCAUGAAAGCUUGUGCGCGCAGUUAUCUUUGGUGGCCUGGCUUGGACGCCGAGAUCGAAACAACUGUCAAGUCAUGCGACCAGUGCCAGCGCACCCAGAGCGAUCCAAAAAAGGCUCCAGUUCCAAAUUGGACGCAGCCAACGACACCAUGGCACACAUUGCACGUGGACUUUGCAGGUCCGGUAGAAGGACAUACCUUUUUGGUUGUUGUCGACGCUUUUACUGAGUGGGUAGAGGUGCGAGCGGUGAACAGCCCAACAUCAACAGCAAUCAUUAAUGUGCUGCGCUCUUUGUUUGCCACUUUUGGCAUACCACGCAAGGUUGUGUCGGACAAUGGGGCUGCAUUUGUGUCUUCCGAGAUACAAGACUUCUACCAGAGAAAUGGCAUUCGAAACGUAACGUCAGCUCCUUACCAUCCUGCUACAAACGGGCAAGCAGAACGUUAUGUUGGGGAACUGAAGAGGGCACGGGCCAGAGAACCAUCCGGUUCGCUCAGUGCUCGCUUGUCACGUUUUCUGUUUCGGCAGCAUACCACGGUACAUCAGUCAACCGGGUUAACACCGGCUAAAGCCAUGUUCCGGUGGGAGCUGCCAAACCAGUUGGACCUCAUCAUUGCAUCGGAAGGACAGGAGGCUGCACAACCAGACCUACCCAAGAGUCGUCAACUUAUGCAAGGAGAAGCCGUAUGGGUAAAACGAUUCGGCAAGGGGCCAGACUGGACAGAAGAAACUCUCGUUAAAAGGAUGGGCCACAGAUCCUGGCUUGUGAAAUGCGCAUGCAGAAUUGUGAGACGCCAUCUAAACCAGCUCAGGAAGCGCACCGGCGAAGUUAAGCUGGACAGACAAGCCUCAGCAACGCUCACAUGGGGCAUGGACAGUAAUCCAGCGGAAAGCACACCAGCUAUGCCAUCUUCACGUCCACUCGAAUCCGAAUCGAGCAUACCGAAACGACCAGCACGGAUCAGACGGCAGCCUACUUGGUACAAGGCAUCCUUCUGA
Molecule: messenger RNA, 2094 nt
Organism: Dermacentor andersoni
Lineage: Eukaryota; Metazoa; Arthropoda; Arachnida; Ixodida; Ixodidae
Source: RefSeq, a predicted model, not a curated record